AUGGAGAAAUCAUGCUCUUUGCUGGUACACUUUGACAAGGGCACACCGGCACUUGCCAAUGAGAUCAAGAAGGCACUUGAAGGGAAUGAUGUUCCUGCUAAAAUUAAUGCCAUGAAAAACGCAAUUAUGCUUUUGUUGAAGGAAGUUGAAAGUGGCAUUGCAACCAUAAAGCAGUGCCUUGGAGACCUACCCUUUUUGUCAAUUUCAGAAGAAGCGGAGGUCACUGGCUCUUCAAAGAAAUCCCAACGGGCCAACUCCAUUAUUGUUUCAUCUAAAAGGCUAGCCAUCCUUGCUGAUGGGACGUAUGCAACUCAAAAGUGUUGCCUCUGA
Fraxinus pennsylvanica is the source of this 330-nucleotide messenger RNA. The record is from the annotation of a GenBank genome assembly. Lineage: Eukaryota; Viridiplantae; Streptophyta; Magnoliopsida; Lamiales; Oleaceae.